Molecule: messenger RNA, 1487 nt
Organism: Myxocyprinus asiaticus (Chinese sucker)
Lineage: Eukaryota; Metazoa; Chordata; Actinopteri; Cypriniformes; Catostomidae
Product: V-type proton ATPase 16 kDa proteolipid subunit c
Exons: 3
Coding region: 194-655 (153 amino acids)
Biological process (GO): proton transmembrane transport
Cellular component (GO): proton-transporting V-type ATPase, V0 domain
Molecular function (GO): proton-transporting ATPase activity, rotational mechanism
Source: RefSeq, a predicted model, not a curated record
CCAUUUUGUGCCGCCGCAGAUUCAUCUGACAGGAUCCGUUACGAGCAGUUUCCAUCCUCUGAUUCGGGCUUAAGCAACUCUUCUCUAACCUUUCGCCCUCAGAUACCGUACCCUUUUGCUCGGUCUGUUCCGCCAGUGUCGGACAGUAUUAUUUCAGUGUUAUUGCGGUUUUUGAGGUGAAAUCUGAGGAAUAAUGUCGUCGGGAAGUCCAGAAUACUCGCCGUUCUUCGCAGUGAUGGGCGCAUCAGCAGCGAUGGUCUUCAGCGCGUUGGGUGCGGCGUACGGCACAGCUAAGAGCGGCACGGGUAUUGCUGCCAUGUCUGUGAUGCGUCCAGAGCUGAUCAUGAAGUCCAUCAUUCCUGUCGUCAUGGCGGGAAUCAUCGCUAUAUACGGUCUGGUUGUGGCCGUCCUCAUCGCCAACAACAUUUCAGACAAGAUCACUCUGUACAAGAGUUUCUUGCAUUUGGGCGCAGGGCUUAGCGUUGGUCUGAGUGGGCUGGCGGCCGGUUUCGCCAUUGGCAUUGUCGGAGACGCAGGCGUUCGCGGCACCGCUCAGCAGCCGCGCCUCUUCGUCGGCAUGAUCCUCAUUCUGAUCUUUGCUGAAGUCCUGGGGCUCUACGGCCUCAUUGUAGCUCUGAUUCUCUCAACCAAAUAAACUGGCAGUCGAAACGCAACACUGCCGUACCAGACGAAGGGGGACGUGGAGCAUGAAAAAUAAAGUGGGAAGGGGGGAAUAUAUACGAAACCUUAAACUAAGAAACGAAUAUUAGAAGAAAUGAUCAGUUGAAAAGGUUCAACAGGCUCUUUGCGUUUGGUUUUACACUGAAAGUUACAAUCUGAUUUCUUGUAAAUGCCGGUAUAUAGUGAUUUUGUCCUGUGUCUGUGAAGUUAAAAUAAUGAUAAUAAUAAUAAUAAUAAUAAUGAAAGUAAUAGAUCUCAUUCUCUGUUUGUUUCCCUCCCCCCUCCUGCCAAUCAUUUUGUUAGCCAAUCACGUGAUCUCUCUCGCUCUCUUCACAUUUAAAGAGAUGAAAUGCACGAAUGCCAUUGGUCUCUUCCUAUCGCAAGAUUUGGGAGUUGUUUUCUGAAAUGUCCACAUUGAUGUGAGUGUUUGUAAAGUGGCAAAAAAAAAAAAAACUGACGAAUUUGUAUGUGGAAUGAAAUAGUUUUUGUUUUCACAUCCAUUUUUAUUUUCCUCUGAUUUUAUUUGUAAAGAUAUUGUUCAUGUCAAUGUACUUGGAGCUCCUCAAUUUCUCUGUUUGAUAUUUAUAUAUGCAUAAAUAUAUAUAAUAUAUAAGAUAUAUAAGAAUAGAGCUGCACUUGCUGGGUUUCCUAUACUCUCUAUAAACUGGGUUUGCUGGUGAGUGCAGUAUUGGGGAGUAUUUCAGCUCAAUGUGUGUAUUUAUGGUUGUUUCGUGUAUAUCUGAUGUUUGGCUGUAUUAAAGAUGUGUGUGUGCCCCUCUGAGGGUGUCACAAGUGUAAUUUCCAUA